Liolophura sinensis is the source of this 667-nucleotide messenger RNA. RefSeq lists its product as uncharacterized. The transcript is spliced from 4 exons. The record is from RefSeq and is a predicted model, not a curated record. Gene Ontology annotation, biological process: mitotic sister chromatid segregation. NCBI's taxonomy places the organism in Eukaryota, Metazoa, Mollusca, Polyplacophora, Chitonida, Chitonidae. The coding region runs from base 128 to 667 and encodes 179 amino acids. Gene Ontology annotation, cellular component: MIS12/MIND type complex; kinetochore.
GGGGAAUCGAGGCACAACGCCAACGGUUGGUGUACCUUAUGCAAAAUAAGAUUGUGACAGAUCCAGAAUUGAAGAAAACAAGCAGAAUGUGAAUCCUCUCAGCUUAGAGGAGAAGCAUGACGACGCCAUGGUAGAAACUACAGGGAAAAGGAAAACCUACCCUCAGAAAAUAAAAAGCAAUUUGGUGAAACAAUACAACUCUGAUCUAAACCAGCUGGCACAGUGUAGGUUCAACCUGACAGAAUUUCAGCUGAAUUGGAACACAAGUGAUGUGUGUACAAUAGAACAGGAUGUGAUUGACAGAGCAAGGACGGCCUUUUCUUCUCUAGCGUCCUUAUCUAAGUCAGCAUCUAUGUUAGUGGAUCGAGGAGAACGUCUGGAGAAGUCGUAUAGGCUGUAUAAGACGCUAGCUCACUGCCCAACACAUCAAGCCCUCCAGAGCCCAGGAGUGGCAGAAGGCCACAAGAUGACCGCCAGUGUUACUCCUCCAAAACUCACUCAACCCUGCAGAACUCCUCACACCGAAUUCACAACAGGUGAAGCGUUAAAACCGUGUAACCUGUUGCAGCCACCACCACAUCCAUGUCAGGUGGAAAGAACAGAUUACAUGUACAAAGACAUUUCUUCUUUCAAGAGACGAUCCACAAGGUCGAAGCCAACAGGCUGA